Messenger RNA from Physeter macrocephalus (sperm whale), 3168 nucleotides. RefSeq names its product solute carrier family 5 member 1 (gene SLC5A1). Gene Ontology annotation, biological process: sodium ion transport; transmembrane transport. Gene Ontology annotation, molecular function: D-glucose:sodium symporter activity. Gene Ontology annotation, cellular component: plasma membrane. The coding region runs from base 1 to 1989 and encodes 662 amino acids. The record is from RefSeq and is a predicted model, not a curated record. The transcript is spliced from 15 exons. Lineage: Eukaryota; Metazoa; Chordata; Mammalia; Artiodactyla; Physeteridae.
AUGGACAGUAGCACCUGGAGCCCCGCGACCAUUGCCACCGCCGAGCCCCUCAAGGCCUACGAGCGCAUCCGCAAUGCGGCCGACAUCUCUGUCAUCGUCGUCUACUUCGUGGUGGUGAUGGCUGUCGGGCUCUGGGCCAUGUUUUCUACUGAUCGUGGGACUGUUGGAGGCUUCUUCCUGGCAGGACGAAGUAUGGUGUGGUGGCCGAUUGGAGCCUCUCUGUUCGCCAGUAACAUCGGAAGCGGCCACUUUGUGGGACUGGCGGGAACGGGAGCAGCUGCAGGCAUCGCCACUGGGGGCUUUGAAUGGAAUGCCCUUUUUUUGGUGGUUGUGCUGGGCUGGGUGUUUGUCCCCAUUUACAUUAAGGCAGGGGUGGUGACGAUGCCAGAGUACCUGCGGAAGCGAUUUGGAGGCAAGCGGAUCCAGGUCUACCUCUCUGUUCUGUCCCUGUUGCUGUAUGUUUUCACCAAGAUCUCGGCAGACAUCUUCUCUGGGGCCAUAUUCAUCAACCUGGCCAUGGGUCUGAAUCUGUACCUCGCCAUCUUUAUCUUACUGGUAAUCACUGCCCUUUACACAAUCACAGGGGGCCUGGCGGCUGUGAUUUACACGGACACCUUGCAGACGGUGAUCAUGCUGGUGGGGUCUUUUAUCCUGACUGGGUUUGCUUUUCACGAAGUGGGAGGGUAUGAUGCCUUCAUGACGAAAUACAUGAAUGCCAUUCCAACUGUGAUUUCUGAUGGAAACACCACCAUCAAGAAAGAAUGCUACACCCCAAGGGCUGACUCCUUCCACAUCUUCCGAGAUCCUCUCAAGGGAGACCUGCCAUGGCCUGGGCUCAUCUUUGGGUUGUCCAUCCUCGCCCUGUGGUACUGGUGCACAGAUCAGGUCAUUGUGCAGCGGUGCCUCUCGGCCAAAAACAUGUCACACGUGAAGGCCGGCUGCAUCAUGUGUGGGUACCUGAAGCUGCUGCCCAUGUUCCUCAUGGUGAUGCCGGGGAUGAUCAGCCGCAUCCUAUACACAGAAAAAGUUGCCUGCACUGUCCCCUCGGAGUGUGAGAAAUAUUGCGGCACCAAGGUUGGCUGUACCAACAUCGCCUAUCCGACCUUGGUGGUGGAGCUCAUGCCCAAUGGACUUCGAGGCCUGAUGCUGUCAGUCAUGUUGGCCUCUCUCAUGAGCUCCCUGACCUCCAUCUUCAACAGCGCCAGCACCCUUUUCACUAUGGACAUCUACACCAAGAUCCGGAAGAGAGCAUCUGAGAAAGAGCUCAUGAUUACAGGAAGGUUGUUCAUGCUGGUGCUGAUUGGCAUCAGCAUUGCCUGGGUCCCCAUUGUGCAGUCAGCACAAAGUGGGCAGCUCUUUGAUUACAUCCAGUCCAUCACCAGUUACUUGGGACCACCCAUUGCAGCUGUCUUCCUGCUUGCUAUUUUCUGCAAGAGAGUCAAUGAGCAGGGAGCCUUUUGGGGACUGAUCAUUGGAUUUGUGAUUGGGGCAUCCCGUAUGAUUGCUGAGUUUGCCUAUGGAACUGGGAGCUGCAUGGAGCCCAGCAACUGUCCCACAGUUAUCUGUGGUGUACACUACUUGUACUUUGCCAUCAUCCUCUUUGUCAUUUGUCUCAUCAUCAUACUGGCUGUCUCCCUCUUCACCAAGCCCAUUCCAGAUGUGCAUCUCUACCGCCUGUGCUGGAGCCUGCGUAACAGCAAAGAGGAGCGUAUUGACCUGGAUGCAGGAGAGGAGGACAUUCAAGAAACCCCAGAGGAGACCAUUGAAAUAGAAGUUCCUGAGGAGAAAAAAGGAUGCUUCAGGCGUACCUAUGACCUGUUUUGUGGUCUGGACCAGCAGAAGGGCCCCAAAAUGACAAAGGAAGAGGAGGCAGCCAUGAAGCUGAAGAUGACAGACACCUCGGAGAAACCUUUGUGGCGGACGAUAGUGAACAUCAAUGGCAUUAUCCUGCUGACCGUGGCCAUCUUCUGCCAUGCAUAUUUUGCCUGAGUCCUGCCUUCUGCUGCAGGCUGUGCUUGUGAAGGCUGGGAUCUUUAUUCUGUCUCCUUUAAUCCCGUUCUGCAGUGUUGAAGGGACACCAGCUAGUUGUAAAUUUUGCCCAGUUGAUAAAUGUGUACAUUUGUAAUUACAGGCUAGCUAGAGAAAAAUUGCUGUUUUGCUGUUAAUUUAUGUAUUUGAGGCCAGUGUGAUACAGUCAUCUGUACAUAUUAGAGCUGCAGAAGGAAAUUCCACUCAGUCUGAUGUCUAGGAAAAGGCAGACUAAGAAACAGAAGCCCCGUGAUGUCUGAUGCAAGUUUGUCUCAGGUAGAUUCAGCACAUCAACAUUGUUUGUGAUCCUUGAAUAUUAUUUUAAGAGUUGUGGUCUCCCUGGUUCCUACCACUUUCCCUAUCUAACUUCCCCCUUCAUUUUUUUUUAAAGAAAAAACUCGCCCCGCCUCAUGAUAUCCCUGUCAAGGUUUUCCUGGCACAGGAAAGAUCAAUCUGAUAAAUGGAUGAACACGUUAAAGCUGAAGAUGUAAGCUUGAUGGGGUCCCUGUCCUGGGUGUUUGCUCUUUGAAGGAGGGCCCUGGACAUGGCAGUACUAACGCCAAAGGGAGGAACCUAGGCUCCAGCCUCAGGCCAGCGGGGAAAGCAGAUAAUUCCAAGUCAAGGGGAUUUUCUGGUUUUCUUCAAAGUGUCCAUUGUGAGUUCUUUGUGUUGAGAUUUCAUUCAUUUUGGCAUUUCCUGUGCCUGGACUGUCUUAGCCACUCAGUAAUGUUUGUGGACUGAAUGAAUGAUGUGGGUAUUUGUUAAUAAAUGCUUGCUUUAUUUUUGGUUAACCUUAUGGCUGCACAGAGUACACACUCUGGUGACUAUAAUGAAUUGGGGUGCAUUUUCCAGAGGCUCCUCUUCCUCAUGGUGCUGAUAUUGACAUACAGGCUUAGUAACUGACUCAGUGUCACAAAAUAGAGCACAUAUGCCUCUUGGGGGCAUAUGUCAUCUCAAAGCAGCCGCACUCUCCUGAAACACUGAAACUUUUAGCCGGAGAUCCUCCUCCCUGUGAGUUCAUGUGACCACAGCUCUUCUUUUCUUAGGUGUCUUGAUUGGUGGUCAUUCAUUGACCAAGUUUGGGGUGGGUGGUCUCUGUUCCAGGUGGUAGCACUCAACACUUUUCUUUUUUGUUUUACC